AUAAAACUAAGCAUCAGCUGUUAUCUAAACACACGAAUAUCAAACUGCGGAGUGCUAGAUUUCGUUGUGGUGCUUAUGUUUGUGCCAUAGCUUAAAUCUACAAACAAUAUCAUGGCAUAAUAGAAUUUGUUUCCAGCUCUAGGGCUUAAAGAUAAUAAAGGAUGGAUUAUGAAUAUUCUGCAUUUAGAAGGGAGACAGAUGUACACAAUAGAUGUUGUGGAGGAUGGGUGUGGUGUAUUAAGGAUAUCUGUGGUGUUAUUUGUGCAAUUCUGACAUGGCUCCUCAUUCUCUAUGCAGAGUUUGUUGUGAUGAUGGUGAUGCUUCUACCAAGCCCUUACCCAGUGUACAGUACAAUAAAUAUUUUAAUAUUUCAGACAUUUGCAUUCUUGGCAUUUGCAUCACAUUUAAGAGCAAUGUUCACAGACCCAGGUGCAGUACCAAAAGGAAAUGCAACCAAAGAGAUGAUUCAACAGAUGGGUUUUCGAGAAGGUCAAGUGAUAUUUAAGUGUCCAAAAUGUUGCAGUAUUAAGCCUGAACGUGCUCAUCAUUGCUCAGUAUGUCAGCGAUGCAUUCGCAAAAUGGAUCAUCAUUGUCCAUGGGUGAACAACUGUGUUGGUGAGAACAAUCAGAAGUAUUUCGUACUGUUUACUUUCUACAUUGCAAUGAUCUCAGUUCAUGCACUGUUCCUGUCAUUUAACCAGUUCAUCAUGUGUGUACGUCAUGAAUGGAAGGAAUGCUCGUCAUAUUCUCCACCAGCAACUGUGGUCUUGUUAUUAUUCCUAGUGUUAGAGGCUCUCCUUUUUGCUAUUUUUACAUCUGUGAUGCUUGGAACACAGCUUCAGGCUAUAUGGAAUGACGAAACGGGAAUUGAACAGCUGAAAAAAGAAGAGGCACGUUGGGUGAAGAAGUCUCGAUGGAAGAGUAUUCAGGCAGUAUUUGGACGCUUUUCACUUGCAUGGUUUUCACCAUUCACACGCCCACCACCUAAAACCAAACUUGAGAGUUACCUGUACUCAGUGUGAGGUAACUAUAUUUUAUUCUUUCUUUUCUUUUUAGUGGGAUAUAUCUUAAGGACUGAUUUUUGGUGAUUAUGUAUAGAUUCUUGAUUUUGCUCUUGUGGAGUGAGUGGGUGGUGUUGCUACUAAUAACCAACCCAGCAACUUCUCUUGCCUAAAAAAAUUGUCAUUUUCUGUGAUUAUAAGUUGAAUCUUGUUAAUGUGAGACUAAUUAUGAUUUUAAUUGGUUUAUUUGAUCAUUGCUGAUGUUGCUAACUAAACCCAAUAGUUGAAUAUGGUCCAAAAUGUAUGAAACACACAUUUCUCAGCUUAUUAUGUGAAGCUUGGUACUUGAUGGAUAUUCAUUACAUUCCAGUUGGUGCUGCAACAAUGUCAUAAGACUUGCUUCUUGUGUACUACUGUAAUAUUACAGUCUAUUGUUAAUCUGAGUAUAAUGAACUUAAACCUUGAGGUGAUGUCUUCUAUCUUCAUUUGAGUCAUUAGCAGGUUUUGAUGAUCACAAAUAGAAAUGCUUAAGCAAAGUAUUACGUAAAGUCAAGUUUUCAGCUAUGUUCAAGUUAGAAAUAAAAUAUAAGUGACUUGGUACUGUAAGCAGUGUAUUUGUUUAAAGUAACAUGAAGUUCUUGUUACGUUAAACUUUUUUCUUCAGUUAACAAUCACAUAAUGGAAUGUAAUUGUGCCUUAUAAAAAUUUCUGGCUUAUGAAAGAUAUUAACAUUGUUAGCUCUAAUAUUCUGAAGGAAAAUUUACAACUGUUGGUAGAUUAUGUAAUAAUGUAAACGAGAGUGGCUGCAGCAUAUAUAAACAUUCUCUACACUCUUGUAACAUUUAUCAUACAUCUUAGAAGACUUCAUAAAAAUAUGCAUGUAAACUUACAUGAAUAUCUUAUUAAAAGCCCAUAACUUUUUAUUUAAUUUCUUUUUGUGUACAUUGUAUGAAAUGGCAACUAUAUUUUAGUGGUUUUAAUGAACUGAUAUGAAUGGAAAUGAAAUGUAGGCCCACUUGACUUCAGCAGAGAUCUCCUCUACCAAAUGUAAUGCAAAUUAUUGAAAUGAAUUUGGAAUUGAAAUGUAUGGACAGAUGUGACUUGACGUGAUUGUUGUUUUAUAUAUUGCAUGUGGAAAGUUAUUAGUGAAUAGGCAUUUAGGUCCAGUAGACACAGAUAUUGAAUACUAAACCCCCUAGUCACUUUCUUCUGCCCGACAAGGAUGCAAAUAUGUUUCACAUUGGAUUUUGCACUAGUAUUUCUGGUCUACAUUCAUUCAGCUGUUUGGCAGCCAACUCUUUGAAUCCAGUGUUGUUAUGAAUGAUUCUUUACGUAGAUCCAUUAUAUAUUCAUGUCUAAUCAGAAUAUAGUCCCCAGCAUGGCAAAUAUUAACAUCAUUGACAGCAAUGUACUAUGUGCCAGUUCUGGCAUCAGGAAUGGACUUCCAGUCUUUUCAGAUAUGUCAGCCCUUCAGAUUUUCAGAUUGCUAGCAGUGAAUUUUAACACUGGAAAUUUCUUCAGCAGCAAGCAAAACUAUAAACCUGCUGUUCAUUUGCCUGCCCCAUUGUUGUCUUGAAUAAGAAUACAAAUAAUUGACUUCUGAUAUUCCUAAUUCUGUCACUAGAUAUCAUGCACGCAGAACAGAAUGUAUUAGGAUCUCAUUAUUUCAUUCAAACCACAAUUCAGUCCUGGAUUUUAUUGUAUGCUCCUUGUAGUCCAUAUGACACAAUCUUUAAUGAAAUGCAUUGAGUGAAGUGUCACUGGAGAAGAUACAACUGUUCACUUUUAGGGUAUGUAUGUAUUUUUUUACUGUUUGGAUCAGAGGAUGUUACUAGUUAUGUACAUUUGAACCAUUUAUGCAUUUUGUGUUUCUUGUCAUUAUAUUCAGUCAUUUGUGACAGAUGACUUGUUAGCUGCCAUAGAUAGCUCUCUUUAAGACACGGUAAGGUAGUCAGUUAUAGCAACUGAUGCUAUAAGGUCAGUGCAGUAUGACUGGAAAUUUUGAGCAGUGAGUGUAAUUCGGACUUCAGCUAAACACAUUUGUGCAUAUUUUGCAGUUGUUCUGCUAUCACUGUAAGAGUAGCAUUAGGUUUUUUUACACAUCUUAUGAACAAUAGGUCCUACUUUUAUUGAUCACAAAGCCAUCAAGUCUCAUAUUUAAAAAACAUCUGCAUUUUGAGCUGUAAAAUAAGCUUCUAAUUUCUAAGUACUAUGUUUAGAGUAUUUUAAAUUUAUUGAAUGGGUGUUUCAUUUAUAACUCAAUAUAAGUUAUAAAGUUAAGUUUGUGCCUACUUCCUAACUAAAUGGACAAGCAUUAUUGAUUGCUGAUUACAUUUUAUUGUGCUUUAGAAACCUACAAUCAUGUGAGCUAGCAUUAUUUUUCAUAUGUUAAUAUGAAGAAUAAAGCUGAACAUGCCAUUAUUUCAUAGCAGUGGUGACUGUUACAAAAUUGUGAAUUUUAUGCAAAAUGUUUUAUAUAUUUCUAAAUUGGCUUUUAUUAAAUAUCUGAUGGCCUACAGGCAAAAUAUUGAGCUGGUGCAGUACUAGAGAUAUGCCAUAUGCAGUGCAAAUUUUUUGGUGUUUUAUCUGUUACCAUUUACAAAGUGAGACUCUUGUCAAUGUGCAGAAUACCAGGCCUCCACUAUGGUUCUGUGACUCUGAGUCUACAUUAAGCUAAAUGUCUCUGCAGGAUAUCACAGUAUUACUGGGAGCAAACAUAAUCUUGCCGUAUGGUCACUUCCAGCUGUUGUCAGGGAGACGGAGGCUAAGAACGUAAAAAAGACUGAAAUAAGACACAUUAAAAGAAAACCAGGCUUUCAAGCUGUUAUAUGUUGUUGUUCAUCAGUGAGAAUUGGAGUUCUUAAGGUAAUGAAGUUGGCAAUUUUAGUAUUCUGGGUUGAGGUGCCUUCACAACUCAGAAAACUGCAAUUUACAUUGUUUGUCAUUGAUAUUAUAACUUACAUUACAGCCUUCUGGAGGUCUGUCAUGAAAGAAACAUCUACUUUAAUCCACAUGUCAUGUUUAAUUCUGUGUGGAAUUAACACCCUAGCAGCUUUUAAAAUAAAAGCCUGAAACAAGGAAAUGUUGCAUUACAGCUUUCCAUGCAUUGCUGUGGCAUACCACUAAACUUUUAGUCCUAGAGUUGAAGUCUGCCCAGCAGCCUUGUAAUAUGUGGUUUAAAAUCAGUUUUCCCAUGAAGGUUAAUGAAAACUAUUCAACUGUUUUAUGUACGUAUGAGUGUAGGUUAUUUUAAAUUCACAUACUGGUGCCAGUUUUGGUUUGAUUUAUAAAUGUUUAUGUGUUAUGUUAGUGAUAUGUGGAUUUUAUCAGAACUGUGAUAACAUUAGCACUGCUGUUUUAAAAUCAAAUUAAAUGGAAAGUAGGACUCUGUAUGCCUCUCUAAAUCCAUGUAGCUUUUCAAUGGAUGAUGAAAGUUAAAAUAAUUGUUUAUGUGUAGAUGCUUUUGAUUAGUGGAAAACAGUAAUUGAUUUUGUGAUGCAUGGUGUAUAUGUGAGGUGGAAAUGGGAAUGAAUUUAUUCUUUUUGGUGUGAUAAAUUGAAUCAAAUGUUGAUUACCUCAGUGGGAUCUAUUUUUGGCCAAACAAUUUUUAAGGCACACUUGGAAGUGAUAAUAAAUGCAUACAAUAUUUCAGUUGGAAAACAUCCCCCAUGUUUUCAGAAAUAAAUUAAAUAUGUGUGGACCUCAAGGAAAGCUUUGAAAUUACAUAAUACAUAGUUAUGGCUGGUAUUUAACAUUGUUGUUCUUCUUUAGUAGCUUGUUCUAAGUGAUACUUUGUGUCUGUAAACUAUGUGUUUUUGUUUUAAAUAUUUACUGAGCUGUGGAAGGGAUAGGAAGGUAAUGUAGGGAAGAAGGGAAGGCAGUAAAGAUACAAGAGGCUCAAAGGAAAACAAGAAAAAGGAUGGUAGCUGAUUUUACAGAAAAAAUCACUCCUUUUUGAAUUGCAAUGAGUUUUUUAUGCUAGUAUUUAUAUAAUUUUCAGUGUUUACAUUGAUAAUUGUUAUAGUAGAGGAAAAGGACUUGAUGGAUAAGAAGUUGCAUUUUAAGCCAUAUCUCAUAAAGUUUAUGUAAACUAAAUGAAAACCUUAUGAAACUAAAAAAUUAUAAAAGUUUGUUUUUAUUCAUUCCCACUUGUGUUAUUAGAACAUAUUAUUACUUUACCAUGUAAUACUUUUGACAUUUUUAUCGCCUGAAUUGUUAUACUGCAUUAUGAAUUCACCCUUUUAAUAAGUAAUGGCGAGUGAAUUGUUGCAGCCAUAUUUGAAGCCAGUGAAAGGAAAUUGAUCCCUGAUAUGAAGCAUGAUUUGGUCUGAACAACACCAAAUUGUAUGAGGUAAUUAAUUAUAUAUGAAAAGUAUAUUACAAAAAGAAAAUAUGUAAUGACUAUAACAAAUGUUGGAAAUAGCAUAUAUUUCAUGUUUUCCUGAAUGUGCUUCUGUUUUAGAAUAGUCUUCAGUAUUUGCCUUGAAGGUACAGUGAAUAAUAUGAUAUGUAAUACGAGGAUCUUUGUUAAUAUAUUUCUGAAUACCUAUGCCAUUGUUUUACAAAGUGUAGUAUGUGUACCACUGGUGGUACGCAAAGGGAUUUCUUGGGGUCUGUGGUGGAAAAGAAAUAAUUAAGAAUUGUUUCAGAGUUUUAUCUGCUGUCAGACAAGCUCUGGUAUAAAGAAAAUUGAACAAAUUUGUUAAUACUGAUAAAGCUCAUAAAUUUUUGUUCAUUUUUAACUUACCAUGUAGCCUAUUUUUUAGUUUGUACCUGAAGCUUAAUCUCAAUGUAAUUCAGCCACUUGCAAGUUAACUUAUUGUGAUAUAAUUGAGAGAGAGGAUGCAUUGAUAAGGCAGAGAUCUUGAAAGGGGCUUGCAAAUUUUUUUAAGUUUUGUAAAUACUGCUGUAUGCUGUACUGUUUAAUAUUAUGACAUGUAUCCCAACUUUAUUAAAUAUUUCCAUAUGUAAGAUUCAAUCCUACAUGAGAGAAAGUACUUAGAAAAGUGUGUAUAUAAAAUGUAAUUUCUUUAUUUUUAUAUGAUUGCUUGAUAGUUGUGAUUCUACAUGGGAAUUAAUUUGCAAGUUCUGUACAUUAUUUUCUUUUUAUUGUUGGUGAUCCCGCACAGAAAAUAGUGAAUUGUGGCAAUUGAUUUUGCUUUUAAAUUUACUUCAUGUUUGAUAAUGCGUAGAGGUGCAAUUAGCUGUAGUAGAUGCUGCUGCUACUGCUAUUAUAAUGCAUGGAAAUUUCAAAGGAUUGAACUAAUUUUUUUGGGAUUAUGAAUUUACAUGUUACGAACUAUUAAAGUAUUAUAGUUCAUUCUGAAAUAAGAAAAAGAAUGGGACUGAAACUUGAAAAUGUUUAAGAAAUAUUUUAUAUUGUGUAGAAAAGAAAUAGAGGAGUAACAUUCAAGUAAUAUGUGCAAGUUAAGAGUAAAUGUUAAUACCGAGUACCAGGGGAAGAGAGACAACAGAGUAUGUCAGGAAUGGUAGACUAAACUGUGGUGUAUUGCACUUAAUAGGUUCAUUAAAUGAUCUAGUUAGAGUAUCAAGUGGCAAGGGUGGAUUUCUGUGAAUCAGAAGACAGAUAUUAGAAUCUGAUAAAGUAUUAUGUGUACUGUUCAGGUAUCCUUGGGAAUGUAAAUGAAUGGCUUAUCCUUUUAUUUACUUUGUGUGUGUGUGUGUGUGCAUGUAUGCAUGCAUGUGUAUAUAUAUUACUGAUUGUAACAACAACAUUGUAGAUUAUUAUUGUUUACUGAAAAUGAAAUGUAAAAUAAUUACCCAUGUUCAACUGGGUAAAUUUUUUGUCUUGUUAAUAUUAUAAAACAUAUAUUACAAUUGAAGAUGACUGUCUUCUUUUAUGUUGUGUCAUGUACUCUUGUAGAAAUUUACUGAUGUUUGAGAGGUGCUUUCUGCCUUUGUCAUCAAGACAACAACACAACAUCCCAGAAGACAAUCAUCAUUAAUCAUCUUUGUUGACACACUGAAGCCACUAAAGCAGUGUGCUGAAGUUGCAACACUUUAUAUUUUCCCAAGUGUACAGUUAUUACUAUUUAUUACACUACCUUUCUUUUCUUAAUUGAAUUGGAAAUAGUAUUUUAGGUGAAGUGAAAACCCUUUUGAGCACAUAUUAAAAUUGCUUCAUUUAUCUGUCCAUUCACAUGAAACAACUUGAGAAUGAAUAAACUGAUUUUGAAGAAGUUUGAUAUUAGCAAGUUGACCAAAAAUUGUCAAGUCUCUUCAGUUUUAAUUUAUAGCAGACAGUUUCAAUAACCAUUUUAUGUCAGGUCAUAAAUAUAUCAUCUUAUCACUAUAGGUCAUUAUACAUAAGUGCUUCACUUAUUUUAAUAGAAGAUUGCAACAGAAAAUAAGAGAGUCAUUGUAUUUCUUCUGGUUAACAUACCUCAUAAUAUAUAUACUGUGUACAUGUACAAUCUUUCUCCUAAGGCUGAUUUCUCCAGUUUUGGAAAUACAGAGGAGAUAAUUUUUAUUCAUGUAUUUGUAGUUUAUUUAACGGUGCUCUCAAUAACGUAGGCUAUAUAGUGUCAGAUGAUAGGGAGGUUAAUGAUUUGGAAAACAUAUGGAAGGAAGUGGUUUAAUGUAAGGUACUUUACCAUCAUUUUCUUGGAGGGACUGAGGAAAACAGUGAACCUCAGUUACAAUAGCUGGUCUACGGUCCAAGAUUUGAAUGUGAGACCUCCCGAAUAUGAAGCAUUUUAAUCACUCUUCAAUGAUGUUUGAUAUAAUAAUGUAACUGUUCUUUUCAUAAUUUCCAACAGUGAUGUCUUCUCAGUCAGUAGCCAUGUCAGUGUCAAAAUGUUUUCCAUAAUUGUAUGUCAAGCUCCUGAAAUUACUACACUGUUAAAAUCUUAUAAGUUUCACCACUCCUUUGAAAACAGAAUGAAAAGGCACUGGAUAUAUAGGAUUUAAAUCACACGUAUUUUGAGUGUGGUAUAUUGAUUGCCAAGUAAAUAAUUAACUCAAUGAAUAUAUCAGAAUUUUGAUUAGUAGCACUAAACUUGAAUGUUAUAUGCAUUUUGUUUUCAUUAUUUCUGUGCAGGCUGUGAACAUUUGAUAGCAUACUGCAUUCAGUGAGAAUGCAAUUGCAAUAAAUAAAACAAGAUGAGCGUUUAUAAUAAUGAACCUGCCAGUAACAAGAUAUUCAUCCACUAACAGGUCACUGAACAGCAUUUUUCAUACCAUCAUACUUUACAUGUUGUUGUUUUUGUUUUUUUAAAUUUCUUGCUGCUGGUUGCUGCAUUUGUAGAAAGGAUAUAUUGCACCUUACUGUAUACAUUUUGUUUUUGUUCAAAGAUAUAAUGGGGUUUAGUGUUAUGAAGUAAAGGAAUUUGAAUGUACUUUGAAUUUAUUUUGUGGGUGUUUUGCUUGCAUAUGUUCAGUGUUUGCAUGAAAGUGCCUAACUCAGAUGCAGAAUACCUGUAAAAUAUCGUAUGACAUACUGGUAUUAUCCUGAUGCUUGAUUUUCAUUCUGUAAGAUAUUUAACAGGUGUCAGCUAGCUUUUUUUUUUUGCCAUUUUUCUACAAAUUUGGAUUUGUUGGUACCGGUGAUUUUAGAAGUGUAGAACUGUGGUACUGAUUCUCCUUUUUUUUCAUACUUGUAUAUUUUUAGCAGAAUGCCUAUCUUAAUUUCAGCUCUGAGUCAGUUUGCUAUGGAGCACCAGCAGUACUGAUUUUGUGAUCUGGUCUUCUGUGGUAGGUUAUAAGGGAUUAGAAUAAUGGAGUUACUUUACCAGUGCUGCAGUGCUCUUAUUAUGGAAAACUGAUUCUUCAUAUCUCUUGCACCUCUUCAGUUAUGAAUUAUGUAAUUGAGAAUGCUCAGGGAUGAUUGUAUGAGUGUUUGGACCAAGAACUUGACAAGCUGUCUUCUUGCUUACAAACAUGAAGCAAAUGCAUUAACAGUCUACCAUUGUCAUCUGUACUGAGGAUUUGAAUAAGAAAGUUCAUUCUUGAUGAA
This is a messenger RNA of Zootermopsis nevadensis, 8976 nucleotides long. Its product is annotated as palmitoyltransferase ZDHHC3. Lineage: Eukaryota; Metazoa; Arthropoda; Insecta; Blattodea; Termopsidae. Gene Ontology annotation, molecular function: palmitoyltransferase activity. The record is from RefSeq and is a predicted model, not a curated record.